Messenger RNA from Juglans microcarpa x Juglans regia, 1005 nucleotides. RefSeq names its product universal stress protein PHOS32-like. The record is from RefSeq and is a predicted model, not a curated record. Lineage: Eukaryota; Viridiplantae; Streptophyta; Magnoliopsida; Fagales; Juglandaceae. The transcript is spliced from 2 exons. Bases 67 to 747 code for a protein of 226 amino acids.
CGACUCUACCGCAACCGCCAGGUAACCCCAACUCCCAAACUCUAAAACCCAACAAGGACAAAUUCUAUGACUUUUCCCAAUCACCCAAAGGAUACAGCCACCGCCAUUACGGUGCAACCGUCAUCGCCGAGAUUCCUGAUCAGCGGAACCUCCAACCCUGGUGACCAACGCAAGAUCGGGAUAGCCGUCGAUCUUAGCGACGAAAGCGCCUUUGCCGUCAAAUGGGCCGUCCAUAACUAUCUGCGUCCCGGUGACUCCGUCAUCCUCCUCCACGUCCGACCCACCGGUGUCCUCUAUGGCGCCGACUGGGGUGCCAUCGACCUCUCCCGCCACGACGAGCUUUCCCAGCAGAAGCUCGAGCACGACUUCGACGCCUUCACCGUCACCAAGGCCAACGACCUCGCCCAGCCCUUCGUCCACGCCCAAAUCCCCUUCAAGAUUCACAUCGUCAAGGACCACGACAUGAAGGAGCGCCUCUGUCUUGAGGUCGAGCGCCUCGGCCUCAGCACCGUCAUCAUGGGUAGCCAAGGUUUCGGCGCCUCACGCCGCGCCACCAAGGGCAGGCUCGGUAGUGUCAGCGAUUAUUGCGUGCACCACUGCGUCUGUCCCGUCGUCGUUGUCCGCUUCCCGGACGAGAAGGAUGGGGCCGAGACAAAUCACGGUCUAGUAGCAAAGGCUUGUGUGGACGAUGAGCUGGAGUACCAUAAUGCAUUGGAUAAGCAAACUGAUGUGGACAAAGCCUCGUGAAUAGAUAUGGUGGGGAUGCUAAUGUGUUCCUCGGAAGAUGUUUGACUGUUGAAACUUGAAAUACUCCUGCUUGAUGUGUAGUCUAGUCUUGUGAAAAAGUUUGGUACUGGUCUCUGCUUUUACAUCUUUAUCACUGCCUUUUAAUAUCUAUGAAGUUUGGAAUGAAGCGUGACGAACGACUUUUUCUUUUGCUUUUAGGUCUUCCAGAAUGAUAGGCUGCACUCUAUUCUUGUUAUAUAGAAUUUUCCUUUUGGAGCC